This is a messenger RNA of Ectocarpus siliculosus, 795 nucleotides long. The record is from the annotation of a GenBank genome assembly. Lineage: Eukaryota; Phaeophyceae; Ectocarpales; Ectocarpaceae.
AUGCGGCCAAUUCCCGAGGCGCUGGGAGCUCUCCUCACCUUGGAGACACUUGUCAGUCGUCUCAUCGGCCCCAUCCCGCCGGAGCUCGGCAACCUCGCAGCACUACAGUACCUCAAUUUUCGGAGCAACCAGCUGACCGGUCCCAUCCCUGUGGAGCUUGGACGGCUCGCCGUACUGGAGUACCUCAGCCUUGGGGGGAACGAGCUAACUGGUUCCAUCCCGCCGGAGCUUGGAGAGCUCGCCGCGCUGCAGAACCUCGCCCUCUCGGAUAACCAGCUAACCGGUUCCAUCCCGCCGGAGCUUGGAAACCUCACAGAGCUCAAGCAACUGUGGCUCCAGAUCAACGAGCUCACAGGUCCCAUCCCUGUGGAGCUUGGACGGCUCGCCGUACUGGCGUACCUCGACCUUGGGGCGAACGAGCUAACUGGCCACAUUCCGCCGCAGCUGGGAGAUCUUGGUGCUCUCAAGUCCCUCAGCCUCUUCAACAACAAAUUAGGCGGCAACAUCCCGCCAGAGCUAGGAAAUCUCCGACAGCUGCAGAAGCUGUGGCUCAGCGACAACCACCUCACAGGCCCCAUCCCGCGGGAGCUCGGGAACCUCGCAGCGCUACAAUACCUCAGCCUUGCAAAGAACGAGCUAAGCGGCUACAUUCCGCCGCAGCUGGGAGAUCUUGGUGCUCUCAAGUCCCUCAGCCUCUUCGACAACAAGUUAGGCGGUUUCAUCCCCAAGGUGCUGGGAGCCCUGGGCAAGUCGCAGGCACUUCGGCUCAGCAGCAACGACCUUACUGGAUUAUGA